Acipenser ruthenus (sterlet) is the source of this 3314-nucleotide messenger RNA. Its product is annotated as basic proline-rich protein-like. The record is from RefSeq and is a predicted model, not a curated record. Bases 1634 to 2437 code for a protein of 267 amino acids. NCBI's taxonomy places the organism in Eukaryota, Metazoa, Chordata, Actinopteri, Acipenseriformes, Acipenseridae. The transcript has 5 exons.
UUAAAAGGCAUGUCGUAUGCAGACAGGCUAAAAGAACUGAAUUGGGUACCUUAGUGCUGCAGGCACACAGUGUGCUCCCCGCAGGUCUCCUUCCAGGUCAGCCUGAAGCAGUGGCAGGUGCAGUGAUUGUUUGUGUGUUGAGGCAAAAUUGUGUCAGACAGGCUCAGAAAAGACUGACGACUUUUAUAUAUUUGGGAACUUCUCCUACUCCUCUCUAUUUCUCUGCCUACGUUGAAAUCAAGUGGGCACUCCAUAUGUCUCCAUACUCCACACAUACACCUGAUUUUGGCGCGCUAACUGUCCGCAAAAGUGUUUUGCGAUUGCCUUAGGGGUUUGCUAGAGUUGCUAAUAGGGCCCAAGGUGUUGUUUAUUCAGUAUGGUUCAGUUUAGGAUUUAUAACUGAAUCAAAUCACAAAACUGAAGGGCUGGGAAAAUUCAAUCACACAUUGUAAGACAGUGACCCUUGGUCUUGGUUUAUUUCACUAUAGAAGAUUCCCAUGGUAAAUAUGUAAAGUCAUUUAGCAGUUUGGUAAUCCUAUGCAUUUACCAUAGUUUACAAUGGUUUAUAUUUUAACAUGCUUUACCGUGUCUCUUUGUGCUUUACGAUGCAUCCCUGUGCAUUACCAUGCUUUCGUGUUUAUCCCAUGAUCAUCUACAGCUAGUGUUAUCAGAGGACACCCCACCGCAAACCCCAACCACCGAGAAACAGCUCCAGUAAUUAUCAAUAGAAACCUCAGCGCUCCCCCCGGGGUGCAUGUCUACAUACCUGACAGACUCAAUUACUCCUACUACCUGAUCAGACAGCUGCAUCUUCCUCAUUCAUUGCUAAUUAGUCUGUUUUUAUAAGUGAUGGUUUUAACUGGCUUUGAACCAAACCCAGCCCCAGAGGCAGUGAAUCCACAGUGCAUAUGUUUACACACACUUAGAAUUUACUGCAUAAUGCAGUCCCUGGUAAAGCAUAUUUAAAACAAACCAUGGUGAACUAUAGUCAAUGCAUUAUAACCAUGUGAAAAGAAGAGGAAAACUGCAAAAUGACUCUGCAGAUGUACCCUGGUAAACUGCUGGGCGUGGCUUGCCAGGUGUGUAUGUAUCCCUCUGUGGUGUGAACAUGUCAACAUGACUUCAGCACUUCAGGUCCCACGACACAGAAACAGUGCUAUUGUUUAUUUACAAGAGGAAACAUUUGGCCACUUGGUUUGAAACAAUCAACCCUGUGUGUGUGAAAGCUCCCUGGCACAUACAAGAAGAACAUUUACAUACGAGAGGAGGCCAUUCAGCCAUCACUGCUCAGAACUUUGUUGAAUCGGGUCUUAAAGGAUCCCAGUGAUUGAGCGUCAACACCAUGGCUGGGUAACCAUGGUAACACUUGGAAGCGUAUUCCAAGCCCUCAGCACUCUGAGUGUAAAGAAGUGUCUCCUCCCCUCUGUCUCCACUCUGAACGGUGUGCCUCAGGGUAACGCUGUCUCUGUUGUUGUUUGUGUAAAGUUGCAAUGGGUUGUGGUCGACAGGCCUGUAGAAACAAACCAAGUCCUCACAACAAGGCAGAGCGCAGAGCUGUGAGGAAGCCCAGCUCGUGAUCUCAGACUGCCGGAAUGCAGGCUCAUCAGCGAGAGAUGAAAGCAGCUGAUUGAAGAUGAAGACCGUGUUGGUGCUAGUGCUCGUGUGUCUGUUGGACAGCGCUCUCCCUGCCUCUAUCCUGAAAAAGGAUAUAUUAAAGCAGAGAAAGGUCAGAUCGGUAGCUGAGCUGCAGACACCCCUUACAGAGUCCACUUCCACCUUUGUACCCCAGACACAGAGCAGUGCAGCCCCAAACCUGAACCCAAACCUAGGGGAGGCAGUACCAGGGCCCUUCUACCCUCCUCUCCCUGCCCUGUCCAGCCCCUUCACCCACAACGAGCCAUCCCCUCCAAGCACCGAUCCCUACAUAGUGCCCAUCUCUGGGCAAAUGCCCCCUUACCAAAACGGGGUCCCCCCACCCCCUUCCCCAUUCCCCAUGCCACCCAGCGGCUCACUCUACCCCCCAGUCUCCCAGUUCCCCCAGUACCCCCAGUUCUACUACCUCUACCCCGGCUCCCCGAACCUGGUCCCUCUUCCCUAUUUCCAGCAGGGCAUGUACCCCUAUCCCCCCCAGCACCCGGCAGCCUACAUCCCCGCCGGCAGGGGGGGCUUCCUCCUCAGACCGGCCGCAGUGCCCCCCUACCCGAGGCCCCCAGUGCAAUCCAACAGGGCUCCUUAUCUCUCUGGACCUCUGGGCUCUUGGUACCCCUCGCACCCGCCUUUCAAUCCUGCCCCCUCGGGGGCUGCCAGACCCCCGUUUCUGCCCUACUCCGGAGGCUUUGCCCCCCCUCAGUUCCUCGUGGCUCAGAGUGACGAGAGCGGCCACGAGGGAGACUCCAUUGAGGAGGUCCAGGGGGCGCAGCCAGUGAUGCAGGUGUGAAUUGUCUUUAAGCAGAGGAGUGAAUUCAGAUUGAUGUGUGGAGCAGAUAGUCAGUCUGUUGUGCCUGCCUGAUUUAACAGAGAAUAUUCUAACAGGCAGAAUAUCUAUUGCCUGUGAUGUCUGGUUUAUGGGAAAAUAUACACAUUCUUCACUUUCUGAAAUAAAAAAAAAAACACUGUCGCUUUGUUUUGUACAGAAUUUAUGUUCUGAGUUUUAAUUUAUAAAAAUAAAGCAAGUGUGUGGUCUUUCUUUCUCUUUUCUUUCUUUCUCCUCCUUUCUGCUUGUCUCCCUCUUCCUUUCUUUCUCUUUCUCUUUUGAGUGGGUGUGGUCUCAUCAUCUGGUAAUAGGCCCAUUGUCUAGCAUUGUGUUCUCUGAGCGCAGACCUUGUUGAGUUUCAGUUAGCUUACAUUUCAAGAAGUAGUAUCAGCAUUGGAGACAAGACCCUCCCCCUCUAAAUACUAUUAGCUUUUGAAUGACAGAAUCGUGUUUAUACGUGCCGUGGUUAGCUUUGUUUUCUACCCUCUUUGCUUACAGGCACAAUGCUGCAGUGGUGUAGCUGGGGUAGCUUCAUGGUUUAAACCACACACGUUAACUCAUUUCAUGUUGUUUGAUAAAACACAGUUACCCCACUGAAUGCGUACAAAACACUUAAACUCACAUUUAACCUUACAUUUAAAUCUCAGACACUUUCAAUGAAUUGCAUUAUAUUAAAAGAUGCAACGUGACUUGCAUUUAUUUCUCUUUUCUCAAAACAAAAUGCUGGCUGUGGUGUCAAUGCUAGAUGGAAGUUGCAAUAUGAAAUUCAGACACGGAUUUUUGUUACAAAUGUACCCUCUGCAAGAAUAAACUAAAGUAUGUAAUAUGUUUUAAGAAUUUA